Molecule: messenger RNA, 2498 nt
Organism: Carcharodon carcharias (great white shark)
Lineage: Eukaryota; Metazoa; Chordata; Chondrichthyes; Lamniformes; Lamnidae
Product: zinc finger protein 271-like
Exons: 1
Coding region: 305-1672 (455 amino acids)
Source: RefSeq, a predicted model, not a curated record
GGGAGCUUUGACAUAUCAUCAGAUCUGAAACUUGUCAGUGGUGUGGAACCUUCCAUCAGAACCAACCUUUCCGAAGGUUCAGCUGUGGCUGAUCGGUCAGGGUGAGGCUGGGAAGAAGUGUGAGUGGGCUCCAAGUGUAGUGAGAGCUUCAAUCAUUCAUCGAGCCACAUGAACCACUGACUCAUUCCUACAGGUGAGAGGCUGGUCAAGUGUGAGGUGUGAGAGGAGGACUCCACAGGCUCAUAAGAUCUCGUAGCACACAAGGUGCACCUCUUACAACUACUGUUACGUCAAGAGCAGCCAGAUGGAAGAGAAACGGUUUAAGUGUGAGAUGUGUGAUGAAGCUUUUGUGACAUCUUCGAGUCUCCUGAUACACCAGAGGAUUCACAUGGGGAAGCAACUCCUCAGGUGUGAGGUGUGUGAGGCAACUUUUACCAAUUCCUCCAAGCUUCUGCGACACCAGAGGAUCCACACAGGAGAGAAGCUGUUCACAUGCAAGGUGUGUGACAAAUCAUUUGCACAGUCACUGAACCUCCGCAUACACCAACGCAUUCACACAGGGGAGAAACCGUUCAAGUGUGAGGUGUGUAACAAAUCAUUCUCUCAGUCUUUGAAACUCCUGUUCCAUCAGACAGUCCACACAGGGGAGAAACCAUUCACAUGUUUGGUGUGCAAAAAAUCAUUCUCGCGGUCCCAGACUCUCCAAGGACACCAACGCAUUCACACUGGCGAGAAACCAUUCACAUGCAAGAUGUGUGACAAAUCAUUUUCAGAUUCAUCAGCCCUCCGAGGACACCAACGCAUUCACACUGGGGAGAAACCAUUCACAUGUGAGGUUUGUGACAAAUCAUUCUCGCGGGCAUCAAAUCUCCGUGUACAUCAACGCAUUCACACAGGUGAGAAACCAUUCACAUGCAAGAUGUGUGACAAAUCGUUCUCUGAUUCAUCAGCCUUCCAAGGACACCAACGCAUUCACACUGGGGAGAAACCUUUCACAUGUGAGGUUUGUGACAAAUCAUUCUCACAGGCAUCAAAUCUCCGUGCACACCAACGCAUUCACACAGGCGAGAAACCAUUCACUUGUGAAGUGUGCGACAAAUCAUUCUCGCUGUCAUCGAACCUCCAUGUACACCAACGCAUUCACACAGGAGAGAAGCCAUUCACAUGUGAGGUGUGUGAUAGAUCAUUCUCCCAGUCAACGGAGCUCCGUGUGCACCAGCGCAUUCACACAGGGGAGAAACCAUUCAUGUGCGAGGUGUGCUACAAAUCGUUCUCAAAUUCAUCAUACCUCCGCACACAUGAGCGCAUUCACACUGGGGAGAAGCCAUUCACCUGUGAGGUUUGUGAAAAAUCAUUCUCACGGUCAUCGGAGCUCUGCAGGCACCAACGCAUUCACACAGGGGAGAAACCAUUCACGUGUGAGGUGUGCUACAAAUCAUUCUCAAAUUCAUCCCACCUCCGCACACACGAACGUAUUCACACUGGGGAGAAGCCAUUCACGUGUGAGCUUUGUGACAAAUCAUUCUCACGGUCAUCAAGUCUCCGCACACACCAACACAUUCACACAGGGGAGAAACCAUUCAUGUGCAAGGCGUGUAACAAAUCAUUCUCACAGUCUCGAAGCCUCCGUGUACAUCAACGCAUUCACACGGAAGUAACCGUCCAAGUGUGAGGUGUCUGACAAACCUUCACAAAUUUUCAUGGAAACAAGGUCUUGCCAAUCUGUCAUCAGAGUGUUGACAACGCCAGUGCUGAGGUACGAUGAUGUCAAUGAUGAAGUCACCCUGCAGUGAGAUGCCAGUGAAACAGGACUUGGAGCAACCCUCAUGCAACAAGGACAACCAGAUGUGUUUGUAGCCAGAGCAUUAACACAAACUGAACGACGCUAUACACAGAUUGAGAAAGAGAGCCUGGCUAUUGUCUUUGCUUGUGCAUUUCAACCAGUACCUGUUUGGGAGAGAGACAGUGAUGGUGCAGUCUGACCACAAGCCACUUCAAAGCAUUUUUCUCAAAUCGCUUCCAUUUGGUCCAAAGUGUUUACAAAUGAUGUUACUUCAUUUGCAGGGAUAUCAUUUGGAAGUGAAGACCUGAAAAUUUUAAAGAUUAUAUGUGCAAUGUGUGUGUAGGGACAGAGAAAUUUGGAACAGACUAGAAAGAGCAAAGCAUUUGCUUGUUUGUGUGAUAAUUUUCUUUAUGGACUAUUUAUGUGGAGUAUCUUGGAAACGAAAAGGGGGGUGUCUGGAUAAAUUCCUUUUUACACUGUGGCUUUCCAUAUUAACGUGUCUGCAGAUGUCAUCAUAUGUAAAUAAAGGUUUGAGGGUAGUUGCCAUUUUACACACCACAUGGAACAUUGUUUAAAAUUCAAAAUGCUCCAAAUAUUUCUGGAGCAACAUGAGUUUCCUGAAGCUUGGGAAACUGACCAGUGAAAUGGAGGCGACUUUGAGCAGCAGAUCAGGUGGGGAUUUAAACUUGUCAUUGUCCCAUCUGAAUAAAACCUU